AUGGGCGGCGGCGGCGCACAUGGCGGCACAACCUACAAGGGGUACACCAUCCCGCACAACAAGCGCUGGCACACCGUCGCCGGGAAGGGCCUCUGCGCUGUGAUGUGGACUGUCGACUGGCUGCUGCAUCCGGGAGCCGCAAGAACUGCAGUGAUGGUCAUCGCUGCAACCGUGCUCACCUCAACCAUUGCGAGAUUAGGAAGGUCGAAUCGGACUUUCUUCAUGCUUCAGGCUCUUGGGGUUUGCGUCAUCCUUGGGAUGGGCAUGAUGACCACUCUCAUGGUCAUGGACAUGGGCAUGAGCUUCAGUUCAAAUGUUGUGGAAAAGAAUCUGGUGUAUGUUGAUGUUCCUUGUGAUCUGUAG
Messenger RNA from Miscanthus lutarioriparius, 363 nucleotides. NCBI's taxonomy places the organism in Eukaryota, Viridiplantae, Streptophyta, Magnoliopsida, Poales, Poaceae. The record is from the annotation of a GenBank genome assembly.